GGACGACGCAUUCUCAGCAAGAUAUUUUAAUAUGCUGUGGAUGGCAGCAGCGCUGAGCAAUACUCUGGUUAAAAGUGACUUUAAAAUCAAUGGCAUUUCGUACGAUGAAAACUACAAAGAUUUGUUCAUACGAAAAGUCGAAGAAGUAAUCGUCCGAGCGUACAAUCAACAUCAGUCAGCGGUAUUGUUCGAAGAUGCCUACUGUUUUAUCGAAAAAUUUCCCCCGAACGAUGUCCUAUCGGUAUUGGACAAUACAUUUGGCGACGAAUUUAUGACGGCAUUAUAUUUCAAAGCAAUCGACAGUGGAAAUCCCGUGAAGGUAGAACAAUUACAAAAUAGUACAGCCAUCAAUACAACGACGACAAAAAUAAGAACACCAAAUGAACCAGAUACAAUGUCGAGUCAAUCAAAAGCGAUCAGUGCUAUUUAUUCUCCCAACGAAACGACUGCUAUCGAUAUGUGUCUUGAGAAUGACACAAACAAUGCCAACAAAUGAGUGGAUAAAUGUCAAAAGGAGAAAGCGUAAAUUUGACCAACAUUUGGCAUUGAAACCCAUUACAAAGUCAACAACUAUUGAACUAUCAUGGCUUAAUCCAAGACUAUCAAUUGAUUUAAAGAAGCCAAACAGUACCGAUGUGAAACCCAUUCAGCCGAUUUUUGACGGUGCGAAACCAAUUGGACCGAACGAUAAUAUGCCCAGAUCUCCUGCGGUCAGCCAUGAAAUCACACACCUUGCCGAGAAACAAAAAUGCAACAGUCCGCCGAUAACUUACAAGGGUUAUGAUUCAAGAGAUACAAAGGACGUUCAGCAAAACUUCGAAAAAGUACAAUUCGAAUGUUACAUAUGCAAAACUAAUAUACCUAGAAGAUCACAAAUAAUACAUCAUAUGCGUAAACACAAAAUAUAAACCAUUUCUCUCAUUGUCCCGAUACAUUCGAUGCAUCAACAUUGUAAUCAUAGCAAAACCCAAACACUUUUGACGACGGGCAGCUAUUUACUAUCGAACAAUGUUUAGAGAUAAUUUAAACGUAACCAGAUAACAUCACGUUCAUAUUUUUUAUUUAUCUGAAUUGAAAAAUUGUAUGAAACAAAAGAAAUUCUAUUGAAAGUGAUGACGCAUUUUUGUCAAAAUGAA
Contarinia nasturtii (swede midge) is the source of this 1136-nucleotide messenger RNA. RefSeq lists its product as uncharacterized. The record is from RefSeq and is a predicted model, not a curated record. The transcript is spliced from 3 exons. Lineage: Eukaryota; Metazoa; Arthropoda; Insecta; Diptera; Cecidomyiidae. The coding region runs from base 32 to 496 and encodes 154 amino acids.